Molecule: messenger RNA, 5601 nt
Organism: Pomacea canaliculata
Lineage: Eukaryota; Metazoa; Mollusca; Gastropoda; Architaenioglossa; Ampullariidae
Product: BTB/POZ domain-containing protein 1-like
Biological process (GO): neurogenesis
Cellular component (GO): cytosol; P-body
Molecular function (GO): protein binding
Source: RefSeq, a predicted model, not a curated record
GAUUAUCAAACUGACUUUUCGCAAGGCUGGGAUGGGGCUGAUCUCGGACACAAAGGGUUUGAUGUUUGUGUGCUUUCUGCUGGACUAUUUCUUUUACUUAGAGAUGAAGGAGCAAGAGGGAUAGAAAGAGGUGCCACUUCAGCUGUGGAUGGCCAGAUGGAUUUAGGAAUAGAAAAGUGGCCAACCAGCUAGUGUAAAGCAGCAGGCUUGGAACACACAAGAACGGUAUGGAUGGGGACAGACAGGAAAACACUCACCAACGUGUGGGCAAAGAAAACCCUGCUAAAAACAAAGCUGCCAUGAACCCAAACAACAUGGGCAACUCACAUACUAGCACUAGUGCGAAUGCAAGAGCCAACCAACAUGACCAGGCGGCAACUCGAGGGCAACAACAAAAUCGACUGCUUCAGAACCAGCAACAGCAAAACCCCUCGCAACAGUUAUCUUCUCAACAACAGCAUGGAGAGAGAGGACAAGGAGAAAGAGGACAUGCUUCGAGCACAGGCGUAGGAGUGGGUGUUGUAGGAGAUAGAGUCUCUCCUAGCUCAUCUCCAGGUUCCUCUAGUCCUGGAGAGGCCAACACACCAGAAUGUCUGCCGCGUUCCUUUGCUUCUGCUCCACAGCUGACUCUCAUACCAGGUGGAAACAAUUAUGAUAGUGUUUCAUCCAUUCGAUCUCUACCAGGGUUACCUACCAAUCUGACCCCAUGCACUUCUGCUGCUGUCUUGACUCGGACUGACAGUAUGUGCUGUGGGGGAAGCAGCUGUCAAGGUACUAGUGCCAAUGCUGCAAAGUCAGCCAACUGCGGUGCUGUAGACAGCAGCAGCAUAGAGGAACAGAUGGAAGUGUCUGAGUCCCUGGAGCAGAUGAUUUCUAAAGGAGGCGAUGAUGGGGGGUGCGUUGGAGGAAUGGCUGCAUCACCUCCACAGAAUGCAAUCAAUACAGCGCCAUUCAACUGGCAGAGUCAGAAGACAUCAGUGAAGGAGCGCUUGGCUUUCCUUUACAACACCAAUACAAUGGCUGAUGUGCACUUCUUGAUUGGAAAAGAACCUCUAACCCAGCUUGUCCCUGCACACAAAUUUGUGUUGUCUGUAUCAUCAGUAGUGUUUGAUGCGCUUUUCAAUGGGGGGAUGGCAAGCACAGAGAGUGUAAUUGAGAUCCCAGAUGUGGAGCCAGCUGCUUUUCUGGCCCUUCUCAAGUUCCUUUACACUGACGAUGUUCAGAUAGGACCAGAGACAGUGAUGACUACAUUGUAUGCAGCAAAGAAGUAUGAUGUGCCAGCACUUGAGAGGGCUUGCGUGGAGUUUCUUAAGCGAAACCUCAGUAGUGACAAUGCCUUUAUGCUGCUGACACAGGCUCGCCUCUUUGAUGAACAGCAAUUAGCAGCACUUUGCCUGGAAACUAUUGACAAAAACACCACUGAGGCACUUGCUGCAGAUGGCUUUACUGAAAUUGACUGCAGCACUCUUUGUGCUGUUCUUGAACGUGACACUCUUGGUAUUCGUGAAUGCAAGCUUUUUGCUGCAGUUUGCCGCUGGGCAGAGGCAGAAUGUCAGCGACGAGGGUUGCCCCCAACACCUGAGAACCAGAAGCUGGUUUUGAAUGGUGCACUGCGACUCAUUCGUUUUCCAUUAAUGACAGUAGAAGAGUUUGCUAUGGGUCCUGCACAGAGCAGGCUCCUGGAGGACCGGGAAGCACUGGAUUUGUUCCUUUACUUUACAGUAAACCCCAAACCACCCAUUAACUUUCUAGAUGUUCCACGUUGCUGCAUGACUGGCAAGGAACAAGUUGUCUCCCGCUUCUGCCAGAUAGAAAGCCGUUGGGGCUACAGUGGCACCAGUGACCGCAUCAGGUUCAUGGUCAAUCGAAGAAUUUUCGUUGUUGGGUUUGGAUUAUAUGGUAGCAUACAUGGACCCACAGAUUAUACUGUCAACAUACAGAUUCUCCAUAUGGAUUCGGGCAAAGUGAUGGGCGGUAAUGACACAAGCUUCCAGUGUGAUGGAUCAACCUCUACUUUUCGUGUAAUGUUUAAAGAACCUGUGGAGAUCCUUCCCAACACCAAUUACAUCGCUUGUGCAACCCUUAAAGGUCCAGACUCAUAUUAUGGCAGUAAAGGACUACGUAAGGUCACACAUGAGUCUGUUACUAGUGGCAAAGUUACUUUUCAAUUCACUUACGCUGCUGGCAACAACAAUGGCACAUCAGUUGAGGAUGAAAUACCAGAAAUAAUAUUCUACACCUGAGAUCCUUUAAAUGCUAGAAGUAAUUUACACUUGAAAAUGCCAAUGGAUUUGAUGCUGCAUGAAAUAAAGCCACUACAUCAUGAAUAUUUUUUGUAUUGAAAAAUCCAUGACUCUACCUUUGAUUACAAAAUUUCUUCAUGAGAAUACAAAACAAAUCAUUGAUUUUUGGAUCAGUGAUCAGUGCAAGAAAUAGUGAAAUAGUGACUUAGAUGUUGAAGUCAUAGUUUUGUCACCAAUAAAAUGGUGCUGGUUUUUCUUUUAUAAUAUAUAUAUAUUGUCAAGGAACAAAUACACAGUUAACUUAAUGUCUGCAUGAAUUUCAAGUGCUCUCAGUCUUUGAAAUAAGACAGACAUUGUAUGCCUUUGAUCUUUAUUCAAUAAAGUUUUGAAAGAAAAUAGAGAUUGAUAUAGGAAGAAUGUGAAACUCUUAAUGAAUUUAUGAAUCUCAUAACCGACAUAUUUUAUGCAGACUGAUGCCAGACUAGAACAUUUCUUAUUAUUUUAAUUAUAGGCAUUAAUUAUUAAUUAUAGUGCUUAUACUGCAUCCGUCCAGUCUACUGAUGACCCAUGUAGGUCAAAAGACUGAACUGACCUUGGUCUUAUAGAUUUGGUUUGUUUUUUUUUUUUUAAGGGGGGGGGGGGGCUCAAACUUUUGCUUUGGGAGGUGAGGUUGGGAAGGUUAGAAAACUGAUGAUAAUGUAUGCAACUUGUUUUAUAUAGAUCACUUACUCAAGGAAUUAAGUCACAAUUAUUUGGCAAUAGUGUGUAAUGGUACAAUGUAUUAUCUUACCUGGAUACUGCUCAAGCAAGGUCCAUUGACAAAAACAUUGUUUAUGGUGAAAUUUGACAAUCAUCCAUCUUUUUAAAAUCAUAUGAUGCUCAUUGUUCAUGGCCUUUACAACAUGUUUUUUAGGAAACCCCUGAAUGUGGCAAGUUGCUUUGAAUGCUUCACAUGAUGACAGCAGGAAACCUCAUAGCUCAUUCUUAUUUUCAUUGCCUCUCCUGCUAUUUGUCUUUCCAAUCAAUGUAGCAAAGAUGUUGAGACUUCACAGACCUGUCUGUGGUCCUCAAGUUCCAUAACUGAAAUUCAUUCAUGUUCUUAAUAGUGAGGUUUUUCCAGCACCAUUUUAUUUUUUCCCCCUUUUUGAAUAGUCACUCAUUUGUCAUUUUUAUUGUCAAGAUCUCAUAGUAAACAUAAAACAGUUAAUUUUUUAUUUUUACAUUUGUUAUAAAUUCAUGCAAAAUUCUUUGUUUGGAAAUACUAUAAAUGCCAUAUUUUUUAGUUGAUAAGCAAUCAGAGUCUCUUUUCAGUCGCAUCUGUCGUAGAUGCUUGCUGUUGUUCACUACAGGAAGGAUGGCCUUUGGAUUUUGGUAGUACAGUGAUGAUCUACUAUAUCCCUUUGGGCACAGUAGGCCACACGACUUUGCCCUGGAAGCACGGAGAAGACGAUUUUCAUUACUUUUAUUGCAGUGUUCAAACUUUCUCUAAAAAUUUGUAGGUUUCUUGGUCUUAUGUUUGUUUACCUGGAGAGCAGCAAUAAUAAAAAACAAACUUCACCCACUGUUGUCUUCACAGUCUUCAGUUAUUAGCCCAUCCUUGUUAUACAUUAUACUUUUAUGCAGUGCUCAGAGGGUUAAAAAUCACAGAAUUGUCCGAUCAUAAAACAGCAUAUCCAAAUGAUACCCACACAUCUGGCUUUUUUUUUUUUUUUAAAAAAAAAAUCCUGUACGAAAAUUACAAACAGUAUUUCACUUCAUAAAAGACUUUUUUUCAUUUGAUGAAAUGUUUAAUGUGGUUAAUCUAGCAACAUUUUAUCUGUUGUUCAGGUUUUUAACAAGUUUAUAUGUGGGGGGCAGUUUAAAAGAUUUUACAUAAGCCUGUGACAAUGUCUUUGUAAGUCUUCAUUCAGUGCUGACUUAUAAACUGAUUUGUCUCCUAACAGUUUCAUUACAGAAUAUGAGAAUUCCUCUCUGCCCUCCCUCAGUCCUUCCUUGUUUUUAAAUAAUUUUCUCUCCCAAUAAAUUCAGUUUCCUUGCAAGUUUGUCUUUGGAAAAGCAGGAAAGAAAGUCUUUUCUUGUAUAGUACUACCAUAUGGAAUUCUCUCUUUCUUGCAUAGCAUCAUCGAAUUGACCGAAGUGGUGUGGUUUACUUAAUUAUUUUGCAAGGUAUCCUGUCCUGAAAUAAGUUUACAGAUAUAUCCUCAAAAAAUGUUUUCAAGUUGUUUUUUUUUUAAGAUUUUAUUUAGGUUUAGCAAAAGAAAAGAAUGUGUGUAUAGAUGUAUGGCACAUAUGUGUGAUUUGAAUACUCAGUCAUCUAGUAUGAGUGGUUUUCUUGGUUGUUUGUGUGUGUGUGUGUCAGAUCUGCUUUCAUAGUUCGAUCAAUUAUAAAAACCUGUGAUUUUGUGUGCCAUUAACAUUUUGCAACUCAUACCUGUAGUAUUUUGGUUUUUUCCCAAUGUAUAAACUCAUAAAGCAUUGUUAUUCAAGGAUUUGUAUUAAAUAAAGACAAAAACUAGUCAUCUUUAAGGCAUUUUUUUCUGACAUUGCCUUUUACGAAGGUACUUCUGAAAAUGAGUAUCAGCUGUUUGUAAUUAUAAUAUGCUCUAAUUUAUAGAUUUUGUUGGGUUUUUUUUGUUUUGUUUUGCCAUGUAACAUGGUUGUGAAAACAUCUUAUGCAUAUAUAAAUUAUUGAGUGUGAUAGAUCUUACCAUUGUUUCUCACUUUCAUGCACAUGGUUUGAGAGUCAUGGUGUGUUAUUAUAUCGUUUGCUAUUUUCUUCGCUGCUGGUUUGGAUAGUCUAUCACUGCUCAGCUUAAGGUAACAUUGCUUCUGCUGCAGCAAUUUUUGUGUCGUCAAUUUAAAUACACGUAUUUAUUUUACGGUACCUUAUUGUGUGUGGAUUAACUUAGUGGGUGAGAGAUCUUCCGUAUUAAUCCACGGUUUUCAAAAAGUAGUUAAGCGGUACACUUAAAGACAUUUUUUUGAUAGAAAACGCACGUAUUGUUGCUUUUAUUAUGAUUGUGCUUAUGAGGGAGAUGAGUCAAGAGGGGUUUUAUGUCUAUUAAUCAAGGGAAGAAUAGAGAGUCCAAAAGUUUCAGUAUAAUUUAAAUAGCUGUGUUGGAUAGGCUCAUAAACAAGUUGCAAAAGUUAUGCUUAAAUUGCUUGUGUGAAGUCCCAUGACUGUGGAUAAGUAGGUAGAUAGGCUGGUGCUGCUGACCACUUCUGAAUGGUUACCAUUUUUUUAAUAGCAGUUCUUGUGAAGAACAUACUUCAUCUGUUGCAUUUAAAAAGUGUGAAAAGCUACAGAGAUAACAUGCAAUUUAAAUUGUGGAUAGCCAAAUAAAGGAUCAGGUUUUUU